Messenger RNA from Heterobasidion irregulare TC 32-1, 1486 nucleotides. RefSeq lists its product as uncharacterized. The record is from RefSeq and is a predicted model, not a curated record. Gene Ontology annotation, molecular function: chromatin binding; RNA polymerase II complex binding. Bases 23 to 1339 code for a protein of 438 amino acids. Gene Ontology annotation, cellular component: Cdc73/Paf1 complex. Gene Ontology annotation, biological process: transcription elongation by RNA polymerase II. Lineage: Eukaryota; Fungi; Basidiomycota; Agaricomycetes; Russulales; Bondarzewiaceae. The transcript has 7 exons.
CCUCGCACUGCGUCGAGACACCAUGAGCUUCAAGAAAAGUAAACUCGACCUCCUCGUCCGCGUGCGCUACCAAAACCCCCUCCCUGCACCCCCAUGUCCUCCAAAGCUCCUCGACAUCCCGACGAACCCCAUCCGCUACACGCGCCCCGAGUUUCUAGAUGCCCUCGCGAACGACACACCGCUCCCCAUGAUUGUCGACGCCGAGUGCGGGAUGCCGCUUGACCUUGGCAAGUGGGAAGCCCUGUGGGAGGACGGCGCAGACGACUCAGCACUCAACCCCGACAAGAACAACCUGCCGCUGCUCGACCCAAAGGACCAGUUCCUCCUGAGCGACCCUUCCAGCUCCGGCGGGUUCGGGAACGGCGAGUUCUCCCGCACGGGAUCGGGCGCGUCGACGCCUCUCCCCGCACACGUCUCCUGGCUGCGCAAAACGGAAUACAUCAGCCGCGAGGGCUCGUCGUCCGGCCCCCGCGCAACGGCGAUGGAAAUACGCAGCAACCACGACACGCCGGACGUCUCCCGGGACGCGCAGCUGCGCUCCGUCGAGCUCUCCUUCGCAGCCGCCAACGAUAACUUUGACCUCGCGGCGCUCCGGCACCCGACGAAGCCCCACCUCACCGCCGAGUCCUCGUACGAGAUCCUCCCCGACGCGGACAUCUGGGCGAACGCGUACGAUCUGUUCAGGUUCAGCGAGCGCCCCGGGGACCGCCCACCCGACGUCGAGGACCCCCGCCUCAACUGUGCGAUCAUGCGGCCGAUGGAGUCUGACGGGGACCAUUUCCUCGCGUACUACCUCACCAAAGAAGACGAGGCGGUCGAGCAGUUCCAGAACGCGCGCCGCGCGGCCGGCAUCGACGUCACCGAAAACGAGGACGAGGCGACCGACUUUCACUUCGUGCGGGACUACGAGGUCGUCAAGGUCGAACAGGACGUCCCGAACGAGUUCUUGCUCGUGUUCGACGAGGGCAACAUCAAGGUUGAGGUGCAGUCCACGGCCGGGGCCGCGACCGCGAACGGGCGCGCGCGCGAGCUCCGUGGGCGGGGCGCGUACUACAAGAACAUCGAACGCAAGAUGGUGCUGAAAAAGAAGCGGACGGAGCCGACCGAGCGCUUCCGCGACAAGUGGGCGCUCGUGCGCGUCGCACACACGCCGCCGAGCCGCGAGGAGGCGGAGGAGCGCGCGGAGGCGCUGGCGGAGGUCGUCGACCCGCUGUACCUCCUGCAACGCGACGCGGACGCGGACGGAGAGGAGGAUCUCGGGCCCUCCGUUUCUGUGCCGCCGCCGGCGGUGGAGAACGGGAUGAGCGGCCACAGCACGGCUAUCAAGGUGGACGUGUGACGGACACUGGACAGGCUGCGCGUCGCGCGACGUUGCUCUGGAUUAUUUAUGCGUGCUUUCUUAGUUGAGAUGCUGUGCUACUGCGCGAUUUUACAUAGGGUGAGCUGCGGCACCCAUGCAUGCAGAAACAAGUGUAGAUAGAGCUAC